AUGGAUACCACCAGCAUAAUCCUCAUCUCCGUCUUCUCCACCCUCGUCUUCGUUCUUGCCCUCGUCGUCCUAUACUUCGUCCUACACCGCAAGGUCACCAUAAUUCCCCAAACCUCACAAUGGGGUUCCGCAUAUACAAUCCGAGAACGUCGCCCCUUUAUGGACCUUUUCCGUCGAAAGGACAAAAAGGGUCGGGCACCCAUUCCCCGCCGCGGCUCGGACGCUUGGGAUGCAAAUAUCUCCGAAGAAGAAUUGGGAAUCUUACGGCCAGCGCGUUCAAACCAUUCUCGGGCGCCUUCAGACCCUUUCCAAGACCCUUACGAUCCUCAUAUUCCCAGUAAUAUCCAAAACCGCAGUACAUCCUACAGUUCCACUAUUUCUCACGAUCCUUCCCAUCGACCAGCAUUACCCCAAGACUUCUCAGACGACGAAGAAUCAAGUCUACCACACUAUUCCGCCCCACCCCCCACGCAUGCCUACAGACCGGGAACUUCAACCCCUUCGACGUCAGUAGCGGAUACCUCACAACCACGGUUCACACCAACCUCCUCACCGCCCCGGCAUUCCCCGCCACCAAGUAUAAUCCACCACAUCGACUCCUUCCGUCUCGAAACCCUCGAAACCACAAUAACAGAUAUAAGGCUCACACUAGACUCAGCAAACACAAUAUUAACACAAGUUUCUGACUUAUCAUCAUUACCAGAAGAAGACGAUACACCACCUUUACUUACACCUGCCGAUCUAGCAAAAAUCAACGAAUUAAGCUCAUUAACCACCUUCCACACCGAAUUAUUACAACAACAACAGCAAACAGGUGGCAGGGGAAUAGACGCCUAUACAACCAAAUUACCUAAAUUCAAAACUUUGGUAGCACAGGGAAUGUCGAUCAUUAUGGCUGCCGAGGGCCGAAGAACAAAAGCAUUGGGUCAUUCGGGUCAUACACUUACCAGUAAUAGCGGCAAUACAUUCGCCAGCUUUUUUUCAAACGCUCCAAACCCCAGCAGUAGUUCAACCUCCGCUACUUCUGCACGUCCCCAGGAAGUCAAGAAAACACAACUCCUAAGCCGUUACGCCGACCUCAAGAAAACUGAGUCCUUUGCCAAAAACUCGUUAAGACAAAUAAUCGAACGUCGAGAAGCUCGCCGCGGGUCUCCCGGUAGUGAAAAUCGAGAAAUGGAGUUAGAGGUCAGAAUGUUAGGACUGAGAGCAUUCAGGGAAAGAGUCGUGGUGGGCAGAAAGUUGGGCGUGGAAGAUGAUGACGACGAAGGAGAAGAGAUCUGGGGACUUGAUGGUGUUGAUGGAGAAGUUGGAGGCGAGAGGGUGGUUGUUAGUCCUAUACCUCCUAGCGGGAGGACCGGGAGGACUCUCGUGAGGGAGGAGGAUGAAGAGGAAGGAGAGGUGCCAGUGCCUCCGCCGCCGGCCUAUGAUGAACGGCUGGAGAGAGAGAGGGAGGCAUUGUUGGACAGUAAGGAGUUAAAUUAA
Orbilia oligospora ATCC 24927 is the source of this 1482-nucleotide messenger RNA. RefSeq lists its product as uncharacterized. The coding region runs from base 1 to 1482 and encodes 493 amino acids. Lineage: Eukaryota; Fungi; Ascomycota; Orbiliomycetes; Orbiliales; Orbiliaceae. The record is from RefSeq and is a predicted model, not a curated record. The transcript has a single exon.